AUGGCGGUGUUCUCUGACGUGGCGGGCUAUGGAGUGAGGGUCUCCCCGUUGGGAUCCUCAGUGCCACUCUGUGAGCACAGCUCCAAGGCACCCGUUCCUGUGUCGAGCAGCAUCGUCGUUACCGUUGCUGAGGCCAUUGGUGGAGUUAAAGUAACGUCUCAGAAAUCUCAGAUUUCUAGCGCAACUUGCUCUGACUUCAUCGCAAAGUAUGACUACCUGAAGUUCACGGCUGAGCGAACAAGUAGAACUAACUUAUUCAGACGGGUUCGUUCUGGAGGGCUUGGUCUGUGUCAUUUGUAUCUUCGUCAGUUAGUUAAUCGGUUUAUGUUUUUCCGAAAUAAUCGAGACCCAUUCAUACGUACUAUUAUACAGCUUAGGCUUGGAAGACGGUUGCCAGAGUUUGUGGUAGCAUCUGUUCACAUGAAGGUAAGUAUUAGUGGUUUCUUAAAAGAAGUUGUCAAUUCAUGUCUCUUUCUGAAAACGCGUUUUUCAUUGGAAUACCUCAGUACGGUUUCGCGUAAAAAGUUAUACAAAGAUUUAGUGGAAACAGUUCUUCCUGUUCCCCUAUAUAGAGCAUUAUACCGUGUAGGCCCAGGCCAAAAUGUCUUAAGCCGUGUAAAAAAAAUGGAGGUAACACCUGGAGAGAAAUCCUUUUUCUUGAAGUUGCACACAGGGACCUUGGCCUUGAAAACAUGGAUGCAAGAAAAAGGCUUAUUCGUUCCUUGGGGUGUUGAUUGCCUUCUCUGCAAAAAGCCGAAAACAAUUGAACAUGUUUUCCUGGACUGCUGGGAUGCAGUCUUUUUCUGGGAUGUUCUCCAAAGAACUUUGAAAAAGGAUCUGCCUAUCAAUGCCUAUGACAUCAGAUUUCUACCAGCAUCAAAUGAAGAAGGAAUACCUCUCGACCUAGUAAUGUUACUGGGCCUGCACGGUAUAUGGCAAUCUAGAAUGGCGGUGCGCCAUGCUGAUGUUAAUGCACGUCCGGUUAGGCAAUAUUUCUUUCAAUCUGUCUGUUCGUUCGUGGAAGCACAAAAGGUUCAACAAGAGGUGCCCGAAUGGCUUAAUCAAGUAGAAAGCCUUCUACAGAUGAAGGAAUUUUAA
Messenger RNA from Rhipicephalus microplus (southern cattle tick), 1098 nucleotides. RefSeq lists its product as uncharacterized. NCBI's taxonomy places the organism in Eukaryota, Metazoa, Arthropoda, Arachnida, Ixodida, Ixodidae. The record is from RefSeq and is a predicted model, not a curated record.